Messenger RNA from Solanum pennellii, 1083 nucleotides. Its product is annotated as protein FLOWERING LOCUS T-like. NCBI's taxonomy places the organism in Eukaryota, Viridiplantae, Streptophyta, Magnoliopsida, Solanales, Solanaceae. The transcript is spliced from 4 exons. The record is from RefSeq and is a predicted model, not a curated record. Bases 118 to 645 code for a protein of 175 amino acids.
CUCAUGAGUAUAAAUAACAAGGUCUAGCUAGCUCUUGUCUACUCAUAAAAUAUCAUAUCCAUCUCAUGUAAUAAACAAAAAUUGAGCUUAUUAAUUAUAAUUGAGAAAAAAAAAAUCAUGCCUAGAGAUCCUUUAAUAGUUUCUGGAGUUGUUGGAGAUGUUGUUGAUCCAUUCACAAGAUGUGUAGACUUUGGUGUGGUUUACAACAAUAGGGUGGUCUACAAUGGAUGUGCCUUGAGGCCUUCACAAGUUGUCAAUCAACCUAGGGUUGACAUUGCUGGAGACGAUCUUCGUACUUUUUACACUCUGAUUAUGGUGGAUCCUGAUGCUCCAAACCCUAGCAACCCAAACCUGAGGGAAUAUUUGCACUGGUUGGUCACAGAUAUCCCAGCAACCACAGGAGCAACCUUUGGCAAUGAAGUCGUAGGCUACGAGAGCCCACGACCCUCGAUGGGAAUCCAUCGUUAUAUUUUCGUGUUGUAUCGACAAUUGGGCCGCGAUGCCAUCGAUGCACCGGACAUAAUCGAUUCUCGUCAAAAUUUCAACACAAGAGACUUUGCUAGGUUUCACAAUCUAGGUUUGCCUGUUGCUGCUGUUUACUUCAAUUGCAAUAGGGAAGGUGGUACCGGUGGUCGUCGAAUAUAAAUCACCCCCCUCCUCGGGGUGUGAUCCGUUCUCGAACUCUGUGUCAAUAUCAGAUGUUUUGUGUAACGGAUUCUUCUUUAUCUAUCAUUAUUAUUACUAUAUAUCGAUAUUAUAUAUGAGUUGGUUUUGUUUGAUAGUCACUCAACUAAUUGUUUAUUAACUCAGAAAGUCAUUUUUCUUUUUAUCGAAGAAAAUUGAAAUUAUGAGAUAAUAGCUAUUAUAGUUGAGUGAUAAUCUGAAAAAAAAUCAACCAUAAUAUAUAUUAUAUAUAUAUAUAUACCCAAAAAAUAAAAGUCUUGUUUGGUAUAUAUCAAUAUAUGUAUAUGUGUUUUAUAUUUUAUUACUGAAUUUUAAUUUGUAUGUAUACGAGUCUACAUGUAAAAGUGUAGAUAUAUUUACUAUAUCUAUUUGAUAAAAGAGUUUGGGUUUCUUAUUGUA